AUGUUCCAAAAAACGUUACAGUCAUGUGAGAAGCUGCAAGAUGCUUUAAUAGGAAUUCGCACUUUCGUUUGGUGGGAUAUUGAACGGAUAUUGAAGUUCCGCGACAACCUGAGGAUUCUUGUUACUACCGUUUUGCAGAAUCUGUUAUCUACAUACAACAUGUCUAGGGAUCUCUCGCUGCCAUUCCUCUCGGAAACGUUUUUUGGUGCACAUCUUAGGACAGAGAUAGAUGCUACGAGAUCUUUGUCAGCCGAGGAUGGGUUUUAUCAACGUUAUGAGUUCCAAUCGAUACUAUACUUGAAGAAAUUGGCCUCUACAAACCUCACCCUAAUUUAUGUAGCAUCAAGCAACGAAACCGAAGCCGCGCAGUUUACGCGAGACGCAGCUGCAUACAGUGUUACUACGAAAUUGAUGCUACUCAAUGCUGAAGAUAGGGAACUAUUGAGCAAUUUAUCAUGGGGUCAACAAGCGGUAGUCGGUUUUCUCGUUUUGACAAAAAGCUCGAAGUUCGUCGGAAUAGGCCAUUCGAGUUUUACGUGGAACAAUGCGUUACAGAGACAUCGGUUCUUGGACAAGAAGAAAGACUAUUUGAAUAGACCGGAGUUGUUAAGUGAUGAGUUGAAUACGGUGUUUGAGGAGCCGGGUGUGCAUCCGGAAUACACAACCUAUUUGUGGCCUUGA
Molecule: messenger RNA, 681 nt
Organism: Botrytis porri
Lineage: Eukaryota; Fungi; Ascomycota; Leotiomycetes; Helotiales; Sclerotiniaceae
Exons: 2
Coding region: 1-681 (226 amino acids)
Source: RefSeq, a predicted model, not a curated record